This is a messenger RNA of Aspergillus puulaauensis, 936 nucleotides long. RefSeq names its product ribonuclease P subunit p30 family protein. Gene Ontology annotation, cellular component: nucleolar ribonuclease P complex. The transcript is spliced from 2 exons. Gene Ontology annotation, molecular function: RNA binding. Gene Ontology annotation, biological process: tRNA processing. The coding region runs from base 1 to 936 and encodes 311 amino acids. The record is from RefSeq and is a predicted model, not a curated record. Lineage: Eukaryota; Fungi; Ascomycota; Eurotiomycetes; Eurotiales; Aspergillaceae.
AUGUUCUAUGACCUGAACGUACCCUACAGCCCAGGUGAUCCUGAGGCCUCCGCAACGCUCAGCUUCCUUGCCGAAUUGGGCUACACAACGGUCGCUCUUUCGCAGACGAUUACCGGAAAACUUCCCCCAAAUCCUACACCCCCGGCGCUUCCCAGCGACAUUCCGAAAGGCCUUUCAGUCCUCACGCGCCUCAACUUGCCCCUCUCCGAUCCCGCACAGAAUCAGCGCCUCACCAGCAUAGCUCAAGCCUACGACUUGGUCGCCCUACGCCCAAGUAACGAGAAAGCGUUAUUGAAUGCAUGUACAAAUGCGGAAUGCGAUAUCAUUUCCCUGGACCUGUCCGUCAGGCAUCCCUAUCACUUCAAGUUUAAGAUGCUCUCGGCUGCCAUCGCACGCGGUAUCCGCUUUGAGAUAUGCUACGGACCGGGAAUCACAGGAAGUGGACUAGAGCCACGCCGGAAUCUCAUCGGUAACGCAAUGUCCUUGAUUCGCGCAACCCGCGGGCGGGGCAUCAUAGUGUCAAGUGAGGCCAAGAAAGCAUUAGGCGUGCGGGCUCCGUUCGAUGUGGUCAAUCUAGCAUGCGUGUGGGGCCUGUCACAGGAGCUCGGUAAAGAGGCGAUCUGCGCAGAAUCACGAAAAGUCGUCGCUCUAGCCCAGCUAAAGCGAACCAGCUGGCGCGGUAUUAUCGAUGUUGUUGAUGGCGGACAAAUACCUCCCCCGAAGUCAAAUGCUCCCGCAGUUGGCACGAGUGGCAGUGGAUCCAAGUCUAAGACAGAGAGUAACGGCGACAACUUGAAAAGGAAGGCAUCGGUUGGUGCGGAGCCAGUCGCAGACGCAGCCGAUAAGCCUCUUUCUAAGCGCGAGAUGAAACGUCGAUCCAAGAAAGCUCGAUUAGAGGCAGCCCUAGGAGGUUCUGAUGCAUCCCCAGCAACUUGA